GGUCGUGCAAGAGUGCAAACGCACUUUCCAACCUGUCAGAAGUGUGCCUGCUGCUUCUGGACCGGUGUGUAGUGUCGGAACGUUUGUAACGUCUUUCAAGUUACUACAGAAAGCAUAUGCUGCUCAGUGUAGUGCGCCUUCCAUCUUUCACACAAGUGUUCCGCCGACUAUUUUCUGCAAUGAGCCUCAAUGAAGCCAAGAAAAUCGCCGCCUACAAAGCUGUAGACGAGUGGGUUCAGAACGACACAGCAAUCGGUGUCGGAAGCGGCUCGACGGUAGUGUUUGCGGUCGAAAGACUUGCUCAGCGAGUGUCUCAGGAGAAUUUACGGGUUGUGUGUGUUCCCACGAGUUUCCAAGCCCGCCAACUUAUCGUGGAAAAUAACCUGCAAUUGGGUGACUUGGACCGCAACCCCCAUCUUGACUGCGCCAUCGAUGGGGCUGACGAAGUCGACGCCAACAUGACCUUGAUAAAGGGAGGCGGUGGUUGCCUACUCCAGGAGAAAAUUGUCGCCGCCUGUGCCGAUAAAAUGAUCGUUAUUGCCGACUACACGAAAGAUUCAAGCAAACUAGGAGAACAGUACAAAAAGGGGAUCCCCAUUGAGGUUGUUCCCAUGGCUUAUGUUCCCCUUCGAAGCCGGAUCCAAACCCGCUUCGGAGGGAAAUUGAAGCUCCGAAUGGCCGUUGCGAAGGCUGGACCAUGUGUGACAGACAACGGCAACUUUAUCUUAGAUUGGGAUUUCGACCAGCAAAAGGAAUACGACUGGGAUGCAGUGAAUCGCGAACUGAUCCAGAUGCCCGGCGUAGUUGAGACGGGAUUGUUUGUUAACAUGGCUAGGAAAGCAUACUUUGGUAUGGCCGAUGGAACUGUGAAGGAGAGGAGUGCCUGAAAGAAGAGAUUAUUCGAGGUUCCUUCUAUAUUAUAAGCAGAAAAAUCUUAAAUUUAAUUUAAGGGUAAACUUCAUAUAUGGAAAUUUUUAUUAAAUUUGUUUCGGUUAAAA
This is a messenger RNA of Hermetia illucens (black soldier fly), 998 nucleotides long. RefSeq names its product ribose-5-phosphate isomerase (gene Rpi). The record is from RefSeq and is a predicted model, not a curated record. Lineage: Eukaryota; Metazoa; Arthropoda; Insecta; Diptera; Stratiomyidae. The transcript has a single exon. Bases 117 to 887 code for a protein of 256 amino acids. Gene Ontology annotation, biological process: D-ribose metabolic process; pentose-phosphate shunt, non-oxidative branch. Gene Ontology annotation, cellular component: intracellular membrane-bounded organelle. Gene Ontology annotation, molecular function: ribose-5-phosphate isomerase activity.